AUGGAGCAAAAGAGAUUCGACGCUGCGGAAAGGGAAAAGGAACGUGUAUUGGAACAGGAAAAAAUGCAGUUCGACGCUGCGGAAAGGGGAAAGGAAUGUGAAUUGGAGCAGGAGGCGAGGAAGCACAGGGUCAAGGAUGUCUGUUCAGGACAGGGCGCUGUGGAAUUCCCUGGAAGGACUCGACCAUUUGAGCAGAUCCCCAACAGUAAGCUGAAACACCUGAUAGUGGACGACAAACACCAGGUCAUCUACUGCUUUGUUCCCAAGGUAGUGUGCACCAACUGGAAGAGCGUGAUGGCGGUUCUGAGUCAGUCUAUGAUCUCGCCCUCCACAGGAAAACCGUACACUGACCCCAACGAUAUACCUGUGGGGCUCGUACACAACCAUGAUUUCUUCUCCUUAUCCGAGUUCGGUUCUCUGUCCCGCCACCUGAUGGAGCUCAAGCUCCAGCACUACACCAAGUUCCUGUUUGUUCGAGAUCCUUUCGUUCGUGUCAUCUCUGCCUUCAGGGACAAGUUUGGACGCAUCAACCAGCAUUGGUACGAGUUGUUGGGUAUGAGCAUGCUGCGUCGUUAUGGUAACAUCUCCGGGGCUCUGCCGAACAAAUCGAGCGAGGUGUUUGCCGCAGGAGUCAACCUGACGUUUCUGCAGUUUAUCAAGUACGUGCUUGAUACAGAGACUGAGCCGAACGUACACUGGAAACAGAUGUAUCGUCUGUGA
Messenger RNA from Limanda limanda (common dab), 720 nucleotides. Its product is annotated as carbohydrate sulfotransferase 12-like. The coding region runs from base 1 to 720 and encodes 239 amino acids. The transcript has 2 exons. Gene Ontology annotation, molecular function: sulfotransferase activity. Gene Ontology annotation, cellular component: membrane. Lineage: Eukaryota; Metazoa; Chordata; Actinopteri; Pleuronectiformes; Pleuronectidae. The record is from RefSeq and is a predicted model, not a curated record. Gene Ontology annotation, biological process: proteoglycan biosynthetic process; carbohydrate biosynthetic process.